Messenger RNA from Dreissena polymorpha, 3520 nucleotides. RefSeq names its product dynactin subunit 1-like. The transcript has 6 exons. Bases 115 to 990 code for a protein of 291 amino acids. The record is from RefSeq and is a predicted model, not a curated record. NCBI's taxonomy places the organism in Eukaryota, Metazoa, Mollusca, Bivalvia, Myida, Dreissenidae.
AUAAGCAAAAAUUAACGGAAGUACAGGUGCUUUGCAUGACAACGGGACUCAAUAUAAUUUGACACUAGUAAAAAAUACGGGCUGCUUUUCAGUUAUAGCUGACAUGGCGUAGAGAUGAGAAGUCAAGAACAUGAGCCUGAGCGCGACCCCUUCCUGUGCAAAUGUGGCCCCUGCAGGAAGUUCUGGCGCGACACGUUCAGUGACAGCGGGGAUCUGCUGAGGGAGGCGCCCAGCUGUCGUGCCAACCACACCGCCAUCCUCUCCGCGGACAGCAAGGUCGUCAAGGUCGGGGACAGAGUGCUGGUGCAGAGCCAGUUCCCAGGCACUGUGAAAUGGGUCGGUGUGCUGGACGAGGAUUCCAUUGCCCCAGAGCUGUAUGUGGGAGUCAGGCUGGACGAUAAUGUGAACUCCACUCACAAUGGCAUGUACAAUGGCAAGCGUUACUUCCAUGUGCCCCGCGGGCAUGGGGCUAUGAUUAAGUACACAGACGUUGUGCCCUUGAAACACCCAGAGAAGAAACCCCCUCUCAGCGGAAACUACAUGUUUCCCAGCUGGGAUGAAGUACAAAAGAGAAGGAAAGAAAGAAAUGUCAAACUGCAGAACAUCUAUGCGACUGCUGGGAUGCAGGGCCCUCAGUUUGUAGAGCCCUAUGUGUCACCCCCUAAGACGGCUGCCAGCCCCCAGCGCCAGUCACCCGUUAAGUCCCUACGAGAACCUGUCAUACACAUAGGCGACCCAAAUGACAUCGCUCUCAAGGAUGUGCAGCGGCGCGGUCAGCUGGACAGUCGGCGCAAAGUGCGUCGCGACGAUCGAGACCAGCGCGAGAUGGAACGGCUUCGGCAGCAUUUCGGAGGCGGACCGGACGCCGACCGCCUUGCGCAGACGCUAAAGAAACUGAAACUGGCGUACCAGGAAGGCAAGAACAUGAUGCGCAAGAAGUCUCCAACAGCGUUUGAUGCGGGCUCAGAGUCUGGCUUCAGUGACUACUGACUGAUGGGGUUCAGGGGACAUUGACUGUUAUUGUUUUAGGAUGGUUCAUAAGUUGUGAUAAUGAGAUUAAAACGCUGUGUUAUAUUUGGUACUUGAAACUUUAUACAAAGCCAAACAUAUUGCAGAAUUAUUAAUUGUCAAGAAUUGUUUGCUGACAGUUUUUGACUGUUAUCUAUAAAUUAUGGCCCCAGUCAGACAGAAUUAUAGAACUCUCAGGUCUUGUUAAGUUGUUAUGCUUUUUCCUCAGAAGCAGAACUCCUCAUUACAAAAACAAUAUUAUAAAUCAGGACACAGAAUGUUUUCCUACUUGUUUCUAAUUGUUGGAUUCCCUAUUUGGUUCAGCAGAUUUUCCUGAUUUCUGCAAUUAGGUUAAUACCAUAGAAAUUCUGAAUACACUGUCAGUAAAAUAUAGACCUGGGCCAAUAUUCACAAAGCACCUGAUGGGAGUCUUAUCUGAACUUUUAAAUAAGUGAAAUCUUCACAUCCAAUUUUUCUCUGCAAUCUCCACUGUUUUUACUUACAAAAUAUCACACUAAUAAUCAAUUAAGCAUUAUUUACUUGUUUGAAAUACUUCAACGUAAAAAUUCCUGAAUGGCAAUGAGAUUUGAGAAAUUUUGUAAAUUUUAGAAAUUUCCUUAAAGCCCCAUGAACACUCAAAAUUGAAAAAAUAUUUUAUAAAAUAUUUCGUAAAAUUAACUUAACCCAUAAAUUCAUUAAAGCAAUAGCCAAAAUUUUCCGAUAGACGCUAGAUGUUAUCUGGUAAAAUAGAUUUAAUGAGAUAGAAAAUGCUUGUUUUUAUUUUUUGUGUGGCAAUAUGUUCCACAUGAAUUUCCCGUUACAAAAUCUGAACUUGUUAUCAUCCAACAUCUAGCGUUGACAUUUUGGCUAUUACUAUAAGUAACAUUGAUUUCAUAUGGGUUAAUUUUAUUUUACAAAAUAUCUUACCAAAUAUUCGUUGAUUUUGAGUGUUAAUGGGGAUUUUAGGUGAUUUGUGAAUAAGUACCUAGGCUUGUAACUUCCUUAGCUUCAGUGUGACUGGUUAAUUAUAUUGAUCAAAUCUUGGUGAAACACAUAUGAUGUAUUGAUUGAUUUUUAUGCCCCCGAAGGAGGACUUGAAGUGAUUGGACUGUCCAUCCGUCUGUCUGUCACACUUUGCGUUUAAGUUUUGAAAAAUGCUCAUAACUUCUAUGUCACUUCAGAUAACAAUUUCAUAUUAGGCAUGCAAGUGUAUAUGGCCUUUCCAUACGCACACAAAUUUUGACCUCUGUGACCUUGACCUUGAACUUAGGGUCCGCAUUUAGGUUUCGAAAAUCUGCGUUAAGGUUUCGAAAAAAGCUCAUAACUUCUAUCAAGCGUUUAUAGGGGGCAUAAGUCAUCCUAUGGUGACAGCUCUUGUUUAUGCAUACAUGUAUAGUGACUUUGUAAAUGAGACUUUAUUUGCUAUGCAUUUGCUAUCUUUGUUUUCAGUGUUGUGUCAUGCUUUUAGAAGUUUGUAGUUUUGUUUUGUUAUUUAAAAUAUCUAUCAGACGGCAAAAAUUUUUUUUGGUUGUUUGCAUGUUUUAAUUUUUAAAUUCAAAUUAUUUUAAAUAAAAGGAAAACUUAAAUUGCUGCAGUAUUCCCUCUGUACUUGCUAUGACAUCUUACAAAUACAGAUUGAGUGUCCGUUUUUGACCUUGAACUGUUUCUUAAAUAAGAAAUACUUUUUCCUCUCCAUAGCUUGAGUUUUUGUAUAGGGUAUUGUUCUCAAAUUGUAUGCCUUGAUAGCUAAAAUUUCAACAUAUCUUGAAAUGACCCAAUUAUUAAAAUUAUAACUAAUUUGAAAACGUGGUUUUGUGGCACAGCUUUUUACUAUACCCCAGAGGUGUAUAGUUUUGGUGUUGUUCGUCCGUCCAUCUGCCACAAACUUUUCAGGGCUAUAUCUCAGAAACUUUACUUAAAACCUCUUGGAUGUAUAGCUAUCAAUCAGAAGAAGAGCAAUGCACAAGAGCCAUAACCAUCCACUUUGUUAAAUAUGAUUUAUUGCCCUUUGUUGUGUUUGUUUGUUGUCUUUUUGCUACAAACUUUUCCAGUCUAUAUUUCAGAUACUAUACAAGAAUUCAACAUUAAACUGCAUAUGUUUAUAGAUAUCAAUGAGGAGAAAUGCCAUGCACUUAAACAAUAAGCCUACUCAUUUUACAGUGUUUGUCCUGUUUCUCCAUCAGUCCCAUCAAACAACUAAAUGUUUUUCAGAUGGGGGGUAAAUUCAAAGAAUGCAUAUGUUUUGUUGUUGUUUUUUUCAUGCUGCAGAUCAAUUUGUGACAAUUUUCCUUAAUGAUAAACAGUUAUUAUUGUUGAUAAAUUCAUAUGUGAGAAAAUAUGAGUACUGGUAUAUAUUGUUCAUAUGUGUAUAUUUUUUCAGGGUAAAACUGUUGAUAUGCCACUGUGAUAGCAUUUUGAAUGUAUUGAUGGUUUACUUUAUACAUGAAUUGUGCCUUAUUAUAUUGUGACAUGUUAAAUCAUCGGACAUUGCAGAAUAAACAAUCAAAACAAA